CCCCCCCCCGCCGCCGCCGCCGCCGCCGCCCCCCCGGCCUCGCCAUGAGCUUCUUGUUCGGCAGCCGCUCCUCGAAAACCUUCAAGCCGAAGAAGAACAUCCCGGAGGGCUCGCACCAGUACGAGCUGCUGAAGCACGCCGAGGCCACCCUGGGCAGCGGCAACCUGCGCAUGGCCGUCGUGCUCCCCGACGGGGAGGACCUCAACGAGUGGGUGGCCGUCAACACCGUGGAUUUCUUCAACCAGAUCAACAUGCUUUACGGGACCAUCACCGAUUUCUGUACGGAGGAGAGCUGCCCGGUCAUGUCCGCUGGCCCAAAGUACGAGUACCAUUGGGCGGAUGGAACGAACAUAAAGAAGCCCAUCAAGUGUUCCGCACCAAAAUACAUCGAUUACCUGAUGACCUGGGUUCAAGAUCAGCUGGACGAUGAGACCUUGUUUCCAUCUAAAAUAGGCGUCCCUUUCCCGAAGAACUUCAUGUCGGUGGCCAAGACCAUCCUGAAGCGACUUUUCCGGGUGUACGCCCACAUUUACCAUCAGCACUUUGAUCCGGUUAUCCAGCUCCAGGAAGAAGCCCACUUGAAUACAUCCUUCAAGCACUUUAUUUUUUUCGUUCAGGAAUUCAACCUCAUCGAUAGAAGAGAACUCGCCCCUCUCCAAGAACUGAUCGAAAAACUCACUUCAAAGGACAGAUAAAAGGAUGGAGCGGCGGCGUUCAAAUAGUUUGUCUCUCGAAGCAGGCAUUGUUAGGGUUGGGGGAAGGGGGCUAGGGAGGGGGUGUGGGUGUUGGUUUGGGGGGUUUUUUUUGGUUUCUUUUUUUAUUUUUUAAAUAAAUGAAACCGUAUAUUCUUGUUCUUAGAGAAAGCCAA
Molecule: messenger RNA, 868 nt
Organism: Tachyglossus aculeatus (Australian echidna)
Lineage: Eukaryota; Metazoa; Chordata; Mammalia; Monotremata; Tachyglossidae
Gene: MOB1B
Product: MOB kinase activator 1B
Exons: 6
Coding region: 45-695 (216 amino acids)
Biological process (GO): positive regulation of protein phosphorylation; hippo signaling
Cellular component (GO): nucleus; cytoplasm
Molecular function (GO): protein kinase activator activity
Source: RefSeq, a predicted model, not a curated record